AUGAAGCCAUCCAAGCCAACACCCUACCCUGGAAUGCAAGAGACCAUGCCCAAUCCUUACCCACCAGGCAACCCAACCAUGGCUCCUGCGUCUCAACCAGCUCAAUAUCAACAAUCUCUGAGUUUUAUGAAUGUAGGAAACCAAGCCCAAGCUGGGCAAUUUCCCUUCAUGACAUCUCCAGGACUCUUUCAUGGCAGUCAGCUUGCUCAAGGAAAUGUUCAAAUAGUAAAUCUAACGACAGAACCAGCAGCAGUAAACUUGAGAGAAGAAGGAAAGAUACUAGGGGCAAUCCAGAUCAUAAUUGGAGUGAUGCAGAUUGGUUUUGGGACUAUUCUAGGUUUGCUGGCCAUCACCUAUAGUAACAAUCUACUGGGCUUUGUUUCUCUUACUUUUCUCAUUGGAUACCCAUUCUGGGGUGGACUGUGUUUCAUUAUUUCUGGCUCUCUCUCUGUAUCAGCAUCCAAGGAAUUUUCCCCUUGUCUGAUAAAGGGCAGUCUAGGAAUGAACAUUGUCAGUUCUAUCUUUGCCAUCGUUGGCAUAAUUCUUUUUUUGGUGGAUCUGAUCAUCAAUGGAGUAGAUAACCAAGCCUUCUCGGCCGUGCUUUCUGGAAAAGGAAUAUCUUCUAUGCUGCUGAUUUUCUCCAUCUUAGAGGUCUGCAUAGCAUGUACCACAGCUCACUUUGCCAAGCAAGCAAUCACGAAUACCAACAGGUCUGCCCUGGCUAUUCCAAAUAUGUAUGCAAGCAACCCCGUGACCCAGUCCACACCAGCUCCUCCUCCCAGAUUUGAAGACCACCCAGCUUAUGCUCCUAGAUAA
Messenger RNA from Dipodomys spectabilis (banner-tailed kangaroo rat), 816 nucleotides. Its product is annotated as membrane-spanning 4-domains subfamily A member 12-like. The record is from RefSeq and is a predicted model, not a curated record. The transcript is spliced from 6 exons. The coding region runs from base 1 to 816 and encodes 271 amino acids. Gene Ontology annotation, cellular component: plasma membrane. NCBI's taxonomy places the organism in Eukaryota, Metazoa, Chordata, Mammalia, Rodentia, Heteromyidae. Gene Ontology annotation, biological process: cell surface receptor signaling pathway.